GAAAAUGUUUUAAGAGAGAGUACAAAGUCCAAAUAAUCUCUGUCUCUCUACCAACCCCAUGCUCAUCUUCCCAUUCUCCCCACCCACCCAAACUCUCCUUUCCCACCCACCUUGUUCCACUAUAAAUUACCUCCGCCCGCCCAAAACCAGUCUCCGGUUCCCGGAAUGGACUUGGUUUUGGAUUCUGGGGCGGCGAAGAAGAUGGAUGGGGCGAGGAAGAACUCGACACUCAUUUGUGCUCCGAUAAUGGCGGACACUGUGGAUCAGAUGAUGGAUCUGAUGGGUAGGGCGAAAUCAAGUCAAGCCGAUCUAGUUGAAGUCCGAUUGGAUAGCUUGAAGAGCUUCAGUCCUCUUCCAGACCUCUCCACUCUGAUUCAACACUCUCCAUUGCCUACUCUGUUCACUUACAGGCCGACAUGGGAAGGUGGUAUGUAUAACGGGGAUGAAAAUAGCCGUCUGGAUGCACUUCGCUUGGCAAUAGAGCUCGGAGCUGACUAUAUAGAUGUUGAGCUCAAGGCUAUUCACAAGUUUAACAGUUGUCUUCCUGGGAACAACCAUGGAAACUGCCAAGUAAUUGUUUCAUCUCACAAUUAUCAUAACACACCAUCGGUUGAGGAGCUUGGAGAUCUUGUAGCGAGGAUACAAGCAUCAGGAGCUGACAUCGUGAAAAUUGCAACCACUGCAUUGGAUAUUACUGAUGUAGCCCGUAUCUUUGAAAUCACUGUACACUCUCAAGUACCAAUAAUAGCCAUGGUCAUGGGAGAGAAGGGUUUGAUGUCUCGCAUACUUUGCCCGAAAUUUGGUGCCUAUCUCACUUUUGGUACUCUGGAAGCUGGAAAAGUAUCAGCUCCUGGGCAGCCAACUAUUCAGGAUCUUUUGGAUUUGUACAAUUUCAGGCAGUUAGGACCAGACACAAGGAUAUUUGGCAUUAUUGGGAAUCCUGUUAGCCAUAGCAAAUCGCCUUUACUGUACAAUGAAGCUUUCAAAUCAGCCGGGUUCAAUGGGGUCUUUGUGCAUUUACUGGUAGAUGAUGUUGCCACUUUCUUCCACACAUAUUCAUCGUUGGAUUUUGCUGGUUUCAGUUGCACUAUUCCUCACAAGGAGGCUGCGCUUGAAAUUUGUGAUGAUGUGGAUCCAAUUGCCAAGUCAAUAGGGGCUGUAAAUUGCAUAAUAAGGAGAAAUACAGAUGGGAAGUUGUUUGGUUGCAAUACAGAUUAUGUUGGUGCUAUCUCUGCUAUUGAGGAUGGCCUGCGAGGUUCGCAUUGUGCUCCACUUGCCAGUUCACCAUUGGCUGGAAAAUUAUUUGUGGUAAUUGGUGCUGGUGGUGCUGGAAAAGCACUAGCAUAUGGUGCAAAAGAAAAAGGAGCUAGGGUGGUUAUAGCUAACCGUACAUAUGCUCGAGCCAAAGAGGUGGCAGAUGUAAUUGGAGGACAGGCUUUGUCUUUUGCCGAGCUUAGUAAUUUCCAUCCGGAAAAAGACAUGAUUCUAGCAAACACCACCUCCAUUGGAAUGCAACCAAAAGUUGACGAGACCCCAGUUGCUAAGGAAGCCUUGCAAUACUAUUCACUUGUGUUUGAUGCUGUCUAUACACCAAAGAUAACUAGAUUAUUAAGAGAAGCUGAAGAAUGUGGGUCAAAAAUUGUAACCGGUGUAGAAAUGUUCAUUGGGCAAGCAUAUGAACAAUACGAAAAGUUCACAGGAUUGCCUGCUCCAAAGGAACUAUUUAAAAAGAUAAUGGAAAAAUAUUGAAUCCUUCGGCUUCACGCCCAGCUUGAAUGUGUUUCUUGAUAAUUCUUGUAUGUCUCUCUCAUAAAAAUUUGUUGCAUCACUACUACUACUACCACCACUAGUUCAUUCUUUUAGUAACUGCUGGGAUGACAUUCCACAAAUCUUAGCUUUCUUCUAGGAAAUUUGUAUCUGGUCUAGCAUGGUCAAUGUAAUUGCCCCUCACUGCUUUACUGGUGAUUCUUUGUGAAAAUAAUGUUAUCUUUGUACCAUUUUUUCUUCUCAUUUGACUACAAUAUAUGAAAAAGACAUUG
Molecule: messenger RNA, 2039 nt
Organism: Cuscuta campestris
Lineage: Eukaryota; Viridiplantae; Streptophyta; Magnoliopsida; Solanales; Convolvulaceae
Source: the annotation of a GenBank genome assembly